Paramisgurnus dabryanus is the source of this 1727-nucleotide messenger RNA. RefSeq names its product transmembrane protein 41aa (gene tmem41aa). The record is from RefSeq and is a predicted model, not a curated record. Lineage: Eukaryota; Metazoa; Chordata; Actinopteri; Cypriniformes; Cobitidae.
UUCGCUCCCGGAAGUUAUUUGACACUGGCAGUGGAAUUGGACAUGGUGUUUUCUUCGACAUGCGCUCGCUGUUUGGGCUGAUCGCUGUGGUAGUGACAGCUACUUUAUACCUUUACAUACUAUCCUCUCGUCUGCCCCCUGGACCUCAGGUAACUAAAAAGAGCAAUGAGGAAAACACGGACAAAUCUGUUGAUGACAACCAGCAAAGUGAAAUGGAGACUUCUUCCUCCAGGUUAAAGUUCCCAUCAGACCUGGAAGAACUGAAAGAGAUGGCCGAGUUGUUGCGGUUUUAUAAGACAGAGCACACUGGAUAUGUUUUACUACUCUUCUGCAGUGCCUACCUCUACAAGCAGGCUUUUGCCAUACCCGGCUCAUCAUUUUUAAACAUUUUGGCUGGAGCUUUGUUUGGAAGGUGGUAUGGUCUUCUGCUGGCCUGUGUUCUCACCACAUUUGGUGCUACUCUAUGUUUUCUCCUGUCGCAGGCAUUUGGCAAGCAACGCAUUGUGAGACUUUUCCCUGAUAAGGUGGCCAUACUGCAAAAGAAGGUUGAGGAAAACAGAAGCAGUUUGUUUUUUUUCCUGCUGUUCCUGAGAUUCUUUCCCAUGAGUCCAAACUGGUUCCUAAAUGUGACGUCCCCAAUACUGAAUAUCCCAGUCACUCUCUUCGUCAUGGCUGUCUUCAUUGGCCUGAUACCGUACAACUUCAUCUGUGUCCAGACGGGUUCAAUGCUGUCUGAUAUUUCUUCUCUGGACGACUUGCUCUCUUGGACUGUAGUGUUGGAGUUGCUUCUAAUUGCCUGUGCUGCACUGUUACCUGGAGCUCUCAUACGUCACUACAGCAGCAAACAUCUCCACCUAGAUGGCCUUGAAACAAACGGACUCGACAAAGACAAGAAGGAAAGAUAAAAGACAAUGUGGGAGCAUUGUUUUAAACUUUUUGGUCACUUGGCUGCUGUCUGCAUUUAAGAGCAUUAAAAUUUGGAGGGAUUAUUGGAGAAUCUCUUUCGUGGACUCUUUUAAAGUUUUUAUCAAAAAUGGAAGUGUAAUUUUUAUGUGUCAUCUACUCAGGAGGCUACUGUCAUUUAUAAGCAUAUAUUUUUGGAAGUUAUGUAUAUGUAAUGUUGUUCUCUGAAAUGUUAAUCCAGCCUUUACUGUACAAAUCAACAGAGAUGUGAAAAUAUAAACAUUAUUACGUUUUCAAAUACUGUACAUGGCACAGUCUUUUGGGAAGCGUGUGUUUUUUUCUGUUGUAAAAUUAGUGGUGUCUUGCAAGGAAGUGUAGAUAUUUGAGGUAUAAAUGCAUACAUUUCAUCUGUAUAGACUGUAAUAUUAAUAUUACAUAUUUGGGUGCUUGGUUACUUUUGGUAAAUAUACUUUUACGUAGCCAGAUGUCAGAAAAUAUUUUUAUUUUAUUUAAGUUAUACAUAAGACAAAAUUUACAUACACAGUAGGGCUGCACGAUUAUGACGACAAAUCACAAUUGUCGUCUAUUCCCCUUGAUUUUACAUUUAUGUUUUGAAAUUUUUUAUAACUUUUUGUGAAGCAGCUUUCAUGGUAAAUUCUAAACAAUAAAAACGAAAUAAUAUAAUGUAAAUCACAAUUAAUUUCGGAAGUUAAUCUAAAACGAGUGGCUAAAAGACACGUCAACUUGUCAAUUUUUAAAUCUGAUUCACCAUUGGUGCCCAAACAUACUGGUGAAAUGCACAGAAAUGAGCACAAAUGGGCAGU